Molecule: messenger RNA, 2074 nt
Organism: Temnothorax curvispinosus
Lineage: Eukaryota; Metazoa; Arthropoda; Insecta; Hymenoptera; Formicidae
Product: glucosylceramidase-like
Exons: 10
Coding region: 166-1878 (570 amino acids)
Biological process (GO): glucosylceramide catabolic process
Molecular function (GO): glucosylceramidase activity
Source: RefSeq, a predicted model, not a curated record
UACUCGUAUGCAUAUUCGGGAUAAGAUAAAACUGCACACUUGCACAACUUCACACCGGCUCAACACGCACAUACGCAGCUGUAACGAUUCUAAUCGAAAAGCACGCGAGCGCGAGGCACAUACGAGGCACUCAGGCACGAGCAGACACGAGCACAAGGCAAACGCAUGGGAAAAUUUGCGAUAGAGUCACAACUGACAUCUCUGCGUCAAUUACUCACAAUGUGGCGCACGAUCAUCUUCGUAAUUUCUGUUGCAGUGACAAUUGCGCCAACGAAUAGCUGUAUCGAAAGACGCCGAUCAAAAGAAAAUGGAGAUGAUGAUGGAUAUUAUUGCGUCUGCAAUGCGGUAUAUUGCGACGAAGCUCCAAACGCGAUUAAGCCAUCCAAUCCUGCCGAAUAUGUCCUGAUAACAUCGAGCAAAAGUGGUCUAUUUUUUAAUGUAUCAAAUGGCGUAUAUGAAAAUGUUGAGGAGACUGACCAUGCAAAACAGCAUUUUGCUAAACAAACAUUAAGAGCAAAAUUUACUACCAUAUUUUCGAAUAUGGAUACUCGGAUAUUUCUUGAAGAAGAAACUGUAAAAUCAUCUCCGCUGGGAAAGAUCACUAUAAAUCGAACGGAUGUAUAUCAAACAAUUCUUGGAUUUGGUGGAGCUGUGACCGAUUCAGUAGCUAUAAAUAUUCACGAUCUAACGCAUGAGACAUCUGACCACUUAAUGAGAAGCUACUUUGGCCCACGUGGUAUCAAUUACCAUUUUAUCAGAACACCAAUGGGUGGCUCGGAUUUUUCAACGAGACCUUACACCUACGCGAUGGUAGAGAACGACACUUCGCUUCACUACUUCGAAUUACAGACAGAGGAUUAUGUUUACAAGAUACCGACAAUAAAGCGAGCUCAAGAAUUAAACAAUGGAAAAAUUAAAUUAUUAACUCUACCCUGGAGCGCCAGUCCUUGGAUGAAAACUAAAAACUCUUGGACGAAUAAUUGUAAAUUACGUCCGGAAUAUCGACAAGUGUGGGCAGAUUAUUUCGUGAAAUAUUUUGAGGCUUAUCGUCGUAACGGUUUAGAAUUCUGGGGUACAACAUGCCAGAAUGAACCAGAAAAUCACAAGUAUAUUCCGUUUGCUCAUACUAAUGGGAUGGCGUUGACAGCAGAGGAAGAGCGUGAUUGGAUUAUAGAACACUUGGCGCCAACUCUGAAGAAGAACGGUUUCGAGCACAUCAAGAUCUUUAUAUUGGAUGAUAGCAGGCUGUCGCUUCCUGAUUGGACAAAAACGGUAUUUCAAGACCAGAAAGCAAGAGAUAUUAUUUCGGGAACCGCGAUCCACUUUUAUCUCGAUGAUUUAAUCGGCCCAAGUGUCUUGGAUGAAAUAAAACAGCUUUUUCCAGAGAAGUUACUGAUGUACACAGAAGCUUGCGCUGCAGCUUUCGAAGAAAAAGACAAAAGCGUAAUGCUGGGUUCGUGGAAACGAGGUGAGUUGUACGCAAUAAAUAUCAUUGAGAGUAUGUCGCAUUGGGUGUCCACUUGGAUCGACUGGAACAUUGCUUUAAAUACGAAUGGUGGACCUAACUAUGCCGGAAAUAACGUUGAUUCUCCGAUACUAGUCAACAGCACUGCCGACGAAUUCUACAAGCAACCGAUGUUCUAUGCUCUUGGACAUUUUUCAAAGUAUGUCCCACCUAACAGCGUGAGAAUCGGUACAACAUCGGAGAAUACUGAGGGAAUUCAAAAUAUUGCGUUUUCUACGCCUGACGGCGGCGUCGUAUUAGUGAUCUUAAAUCUAAACGAAGAAGAGAAAGAAAUUCUGAUCAUUGAUCCGAAGAAAGGAACAACAAGGAUAAAUGUCCUUGGAAAGUCCAUAAAUACCAUGAAAUACUGGUAGAUAUGUAGCGGAAAUACAAAAUCCGCCGUAUAAUGUGUCGAUAAGUAUACACGGCACGUGUAAAAUGUUAACACUUCAAUCAUUUUAGUUUUUUAAACUUCAUUGUCACAAUAUAUCUUGCUGAAGUAUAUAUGGCGAGUUUAAUCUAUUUUAAGAAGAAUCAUUAAGUGUGUGUGUGUCAUGAAAUAAUUUAGUU